UUGUUCAUUUCCCCCCCCUUUGCUUCCCACCAAUGAAAACGCGCCGGUGGGGCGGAAGGGGCUAGGACUGCGCUUGCGCAGAGCGAGCGGAGCUGGGUCCGCGUGUGCGCUUAUGCCUGGUGCCUGCCGGCACGGCUGUGUAAGAGCAGGAGGAGCGGCAUGUCGUGGCUUUUUGGCUUGAACCGCGGCGGCGGCGGCGGCGGUGGUGGGGAUGCGGGCCCGGGAGUCUCCUCCGGGCUGCCUCCGCUGCCCCCUCCGCCUGGAGGGACAUCUGGGGAAGGAUCGGGCGAAGGGAGCCGCCCCAAGGACAAAUGGAGCAACUUCGACCCCACUGGCUUGGAGCGCGCCGCCAAGGCUGCCAGGGAGCUGGACACCUCCCGACACGCGAAAGAGGCCCUCAACCUGGCACAGUUGCAGGAACAGACUUUGCAGUUGGAGCAGCAGUCCAGACUGAAGGAAUAUGAGGCUGCGAUAGAACAACUGAAAAACGAACAGGUCCGCAUCCAGGCCGAAGAGAGGAGAAAAACGCUGGGCGAGGAGACAAGGCAGCAGCAAGCGAGAGCACAGUACCAGGACAAGCUAGCCAGGCAGCGUUACGAAGACCAGUUGCGACAGCAGCAACUCCUAAAUGAAGAGAACUUGAGGAAGCAAGAGGAAUCUGUUCAGAAGCAGGAGGCGAUGAGGCGUGCUACGGUGGAGCGGGAGAUGGAGCUCCGGCACAAGAACGAGAUGGUGCGGAUCGAGGCUGAAGCCCACGCCCGCGCCAAGGCCGAGCGGGAGAAUGCCGACCUCAUCCGGGAGCAGAUCCGGUUGAAAGCAGCUGAGCACCGCCAGACAGUGCUGGAUUCCCUCAAGACUGCCGGGACGUUGUUUGGAGAAGGGUUUCGUGCCUUUGUCACGGACUGGGACAAAGUGACGGCCACGGUGGCUGGGUUGACCCUCCUGGCUGUUGGCAUCUACAGCGCCAAGAAUGCUACUGCGGUUGCCGGUCGGUACAUAGAGGCUCGCCUGGGCAAGCCGUCAUUGGUGCGGGAGACCUCCCGCAUCACCAUCCUGGAGGUGCUCAAACAUCCCAUUAAGGUUGGCAAGAGGCUCACUAGUACGGCCCAGGAUGCCCUCGAAGGAGUCGUUCUCAGCCCAAAGUUGGAGGAGCGUGUGAGAGACAUUGCCAUUGCGACGCGGAAUACACGGAACAACAGAAGCCUGUACAGGAACAUCCUAAUGUACGGCCCCCCAGGGACCGGAAAGACUCUCUUUGCCAAGAAAUUAGCCAUGCAUUCUGGCAUGGAUUAUGCCAUCAUGACUGGUGGCGACGUCGCCCCCAUGGGGCGGGAAGGAGUUACUGCCAUGCAUAAAGUCUUUGACUGGGCAAACACGAGUCGAAGAGGCCUCUUGCUGUUCGUGGACGAAGCGGAUGCGUUCCUGCGGAAGAGGGCGACGGAAAAAAUCAGCGAAGAUCUGCGAGCGACGUUGAAUGCUUUCUUGCACAGGACGGGACAGCACAGCAACAAGUUUAUGCUCGUUUUAGCGAGCAACCAGCCAGAACAGUUCGACUGGGCCAUCAACGACCGGAUAGAUGAAAUGGUUCACUUCCAGCUGCCAGGUUUGGAAGAGAGGGAGAGGCUGGUCCGGAUGUAUUUUGACAAGCACGUCCUGAAGCCGGCCACCGAGGGCAAACAGCGCUUGAAGCUCGCCCAGUUUGACUAUGGGGAAAAGUGUUCGGAGAUUGCCACGCUGACCAAGGGCAUGUCCGGCCGAGAGAUCUCGCAGCUCGCCGUGGCCUGGCAGGCCGCAGCCUACGCCUCGGAGGACGGCGUCCUGUCCGAAGCCAUGAUCGACGCCCGGGUGGCCGACGCCGUCCAGCAGCACAAGCAGAAAAUGGAGUGGUUAAAAGCUGAGGGGGUGGAGCCAGGCAAGAGCCAAUCGUUGCCUCUUACCCUGGGGAAGGCCCUAUGAGAAGGCUUUGGG
Messenger RNA from Rhineura floridana, 1968 nucleotides. RefSeq names its product ATPase family AAA domain containing 3A (gene ATAD3A). The record is from RefSeq and is a predicted model, not a curated record. Gene Ontology annotation, biological process: mitochondrion organization. The transcript has 16 exons. NCBI's taxonomy places the organism in Eukaryota, Metazoa, Chordata, Lepidosauria, Squamata, Rhineuridae. Gene Ontology annotation, molecular function: ATP hydrolysis activity; zinc ion binding; ATP binding. Gene Ontology annotation, cellular component: mitochondrion. The coding region runs from base 160 to 1956 and encodes 598 amino acids.